Molecule: messenger RNA, 1647 nt
Organism: Serendipita indica DSM 11827
Lineage: Eukaryota; Fungi; Basidiomycota; Agaricomycetes; Sebacinales; Serendipitaceae
Source: the annotation of a GenBank genome assembly
AUGUUCGAGCGCCAAAGCACGUUGGCCUAUGGCUUCCUGCUGGCUUCAGUUGCCAGCUAUACACAUGCAUUUUCACCAAGAACAGCUCAAUCUAUCAACUUUCAACGGCUAUUGGCAAGGCACUCAUUCUCGCAGUCUCAGCAUCCAAGUGAUCAAAUUAUCCUUGGAAAUCAGCCGCAAUACCCAGAAUUCCCGCCCCAGAUGUUCAUUCAACCGCUCGACCAUGACGAUCCAUCGUCGCCGACCUUUGAACAGAGAUAUUGGGUAAAUACUCGUCAUUACAAGAAAGGUGGACCUGUUAUUGUCAUAGACGGAGGAGAAACAAGUGGCGAGGACAGACUGCCCUUCUUGGACACAGGAAUCGCAGACAUUCUUGCAAAGGCCACACAUGGUCUUGGAGUGAUUCUAGAACACCGCUAUUAUGGAGAGUCGGUUCCGGUCAAGAAUCUGACCACAGAUUCGCUGCGGUGGCUUAACAACUAUCAAGCACUUUCCGAUUCGGCACGUUUCAUGAAGCAUGUCAACUUCUCCUCAAACCUCUUUCCGAGCUCGGUCUCCAGCGAGACCAUCUCCAAUCUGAAAGCACCCAACUCGCCAUGGAUAUACUACGGUGGUUCGUACGCGGGUGCUCGAGCCGCGCACAUGCGCGUGCUGUACCCCGAAAUUGUCUUCGGCGCCAUUGCAUCCAGCGCGGUGACCCAUGCUACAAUCAAUAACUGGGAAUACAUGGAUAUCAUUCGUACAGCCGCUCCCCCAGCCUGUUCAGCACUCAUACAAGCGUCUAUGUCACAUGUCGACGCCAUGAUUGUCAAUGCUACUUUGAGGGAACCUGUCAAAGCCCUCUUCGGACUCCAAGGGUUAAAGCACGAUACAGACUUUGUCUCUGUGCUUUCAUGGCCACUUGGCUUUUUCCAGGGCAAGAACUGGGAUCCAAACGUCGACGAGCGCGGUUUUGAUGAAUUUUGCUCCAAAUUGACCAGUAAAGGAGACGAUUCAGCACUUGCUAAACUGGAGUCGGAAUGGACUACUUCUCUUCCCGGAAUCCCUAUUGAAGUGGCAGUUCUGCGGUACGCAAAGUAUAUUCGCAAUCUAGUCGAGGCACUAUGUCCGGCGACAGAAGAUCAAGAAGAUUGCUUUGGAACCCACAAUGACGAGAAGUUCCACGGGACGUCACUCCAGGAGACUUGGAGACUAUGGACAUUCCAAGUUUGCACCGAGUGGGGCUACUUUAUCACGGCACCUCCUGACCCGGAAUGGCCGAGCAUGAUAUCUCGACUGACAGAUCUUCACUACGAGUCAAAAAUCUGUCGUCAGGCUUUCCCACCCGGAGAAUUCAUGCAUGUUCCAAAGUGGCCUAACGUCACCGUGGUCAACGCGCUCGGUGACUUUGGGUUGACCCAUUCUCGACUUGCGUUUAUAGAUGGCGAAAUUGAUCCUUGGAGACCAUGCACUCCACAUAGUCAAUACGCUCCUGAACGUACAGACACCGUGUCGCGGCCGUUCAAGUUGAUCCCCGAUGGUGUUCAUCAUCACGAUCAGAAUGGCCUCAAGAAACACAAGGAGGAGCCGAAGCACAUUCAGAAGAUCCACCACGAGGAAGUCAAGUUUGUGAAGGCGUGGCUUAAGGAGUGGAAGCCUCCGAAAUGA